AUGUCCGCCAUCGCCUCCUUCGCGCUUGAGUGCGCCCGCUCCGGGCGAUGGGUGCGUGGGCUGAUGGCGCUGCAGGAGCACACCAACUCUACCGAGGCCGCCACUCGACACGCUUGCGUUGCCGUCGCCCAACUCGCCGCCGCGCACUCAUGGGAGGCUGCGCUGUGUAUUUUACGUCCCAUGGACACCGUCCGGCACACACAGGAGGUGUGCAAGACGAUUGAUACCGUCGCCCGGCAUCCGCAGCUGCCAAUUGACGUCUUUGAGGACACGAUAGGCGCGAUGCUGCGAGCACUUGAGGAGAAGGUGAGCAGGGUGAACAACGAGACGGCUGAGAUCUCACACAGUACACCAUCCUUCACAUCCACCAUAACCCCCUCACCACCUUCCACCUCUCCAUCUUUGUCAUCUACUGCCCAACUGCAGCGACGCCUGUUUCUGAGCGCCACGCAGUGGUGCAGCUGGGAGACGGCGACGCGGCUGCUGUCGUCGCUGCCCUCUCCACCUCCACGUGCCUGCGCGGAGCGAGUACACGCCCUGCGUGCACUACGUCACAGUCUUCUACACGAUGUUGGGUCUUUUGCCCAGUGGGCCGGGACCGAAGAAGGAAAGGGACAUAUCCAUCACCAGAGCAAAUCGACCUCGCCGUCUCCUUUACUGGAUGAACCGAUGUCGUCCGUGGAAGAGAAGCUACAGCAGUUAGAGGCCAUCCCUGCUGGCGCACAGCACCACCGGUACUCCGCCCGCGACCGCCGUGAACUCGCGCGCCUAAGAGAGUUACAGCGGCAGGCGCUGCUGCAGCGUGCGCAGGCAGAGGAGGCGGUACUGGUACAACAGGCCUUCACUGCUGUCGCGCCUUCUGCCGUGAGUGUUUGCGCUGCUCUGCGCGCUCUCUCGCGACCACCAUCUGCCACCGUUUCCACCAGUCAGAAUGAAUAUUUAAAGCGGAUGGAAACGGUGCUGUCUCUGGUGCAGGCAUCUCGGCUAACGCCGGAAUUGGCCUUGCUGUACGCACGUGCGGUGGGCCUCGUGUGCCCACAAAGGUGGGCCGAGGCUCUGGCAGUUUUGGACCGCGUUGAAGUUCGAAGGCAAGAUACGCACAACCAGACGAGUGCUGUACUACAAAAGCAAACGAAUUUAUGGCUGAUGAGCCGCGGUAGCUGGGAGGCUGCGUUGAGGGAGCUGCACGACUGGUCUGGCAGCUCCACUACUGGCGCCGCCACAUCGAUGCAGAUCGCACUGGACACGGUGCGACGGACUGCUUUGCCAGCACACUUGCUCUACCGGCUGCAUCCGCAGCACGCGCGGCCGUGGUAUCGUCUGCCGGCACACCCGGACGAGCCGGUGGCACGUCAGAUCGCCGUUGCUCUCGCGCGCGGCCUUCGACUGGAUGAGGUCCAAUUAAGCGCUGCCGGGAGGGAGUGGGCGGCGCAGGGGAAGUGGGAGAACGCGCUGCAGCUCUACUAUCGUUUCCCGUUAAGUGAAUUUCAGAAGUACGCGGCGCGCAGCUUGGUGACGGCGCGGCCGGCACUCCCAACAAACAACCCAGCUGAAAAGGCAAAUAAGAGGAGUACGAUGAAGCAUCUGUCGACGGACGUUCGUGACACCCAGGCAUUCGAUGUCGUGACGGCGUUGCAUCUCCUCGUACCGGAGGGCGGUAUUCGGUACACGGCGACGUCUCCCUCACGCCCGGCGCCUCCGUUGGACGUGUUUCCAGCGUGUCUCCUCAUCGAUGCAGCGCCAGGCUGGGAAGCCGCACUGCGAGUGUUUCGCGGUUGUAUCCGCAGCGGCACGAAGUGCAGCCCGCACUUGCUGAGUGCACUUCUGCACCACACCGAUUUUCCACCAAAGGAGCUUUGCCAGGUGUUGGCGAGUUACCCGGCCGCGAUUAACGACGGCGUGCGGCGGCGUGCCAAGGAGGUCUUUGGCGUAGAAGUGCCGUGA
This is a messenger RNA of Leptomonas pyrrhocoris, 1944 nucleotides long. RefSeq lists its product as hypothetical. Bases 1 to 1944 code for a protein of 647 amino acids. The transcript has a single exon. NCBI's taxonomy places the organism in Eukaryota, Euglenozoa, Kinetoplastea, Trypanosomatida, Trypanosomatidae. The record is from RefSeq and is a predicted model, not a curated record.